UACGUUUGCCCACAUCCUGGCUGCGGAAAGGUUUUUGCAAGGCAAUUUCACGUUCGAAGGCACAUUCUUACCCAUGAUAAUAACAAACCCUUUCAAUGUCCUCAUCAAGGCUGCCAUGCACGUUUUACACGUAGUGAUAAUUGCGCACAACAUCAAAGGACA
This is a messenger RNA of Meira miltonrushii, 162 nucleotides long. RefSeq lists its product as uncharacterized. Lineage: Eukaryota; Fungi; Basidiomycota; Exobasidiomycetes; Exobasidiales; Brachybasidiaceae. Gene Ontology annotation, cellular component: nucleus. The transcript has a single exon. Gene Ontology annotation, biological process: regulation of transcription by RNA polymerase II. Gene Ontology annotation, molecular function: DNA-binding transcription factor activity, RNA polymerase II-specific; RNA polymerase II cis-regulatory region sequence-specific DNA binding. The record is from RefSeq and is a predicted model, not a curated record. The annotation marks the transcript as partial.